This is a messenger RNA of Solanum lycopersicum (tomato), 4432 nucleotides long. Lineage: Eukaryota; Viridiplantae; Streptophyta; Magnoliopsida; Solanales; Solanaceae. The record is from RefSeq and is a predicted model, not a curated record.
AAUGGGGUGGGUAUCGAAUUUAGGGUCCCUAGUCACCAUCAUCAUUUCAAAAGGAACAAGAGUGAAAAAUGUUCUCCUUUGAUUUGUUUUUAAAUUUUUUGAACACAUCAUGAACACCCGGCUUCACUUUCUCCCCCAGUAAAGAGAAGUGUGGUGUCAUCCCAAGUAAGCUUUUGGAAUUCGUUUGAACGUUGUUGUUGUAUACAAGAACUUCUGACUAGAUGUUGUUGAACUCCAAUAUAUGCGCUACCUCCCAUACAAAGAUUCUAUGGUUUCGUUCAUCUUGUAAUCGUCUUUAUGUUGCAAAAUUUGGGGCUUCUCAAUCGGGUAUCCAUUUUCCUGGAAAUCCAUUUACUUACAUUGUAUUAUUUUCUACAACUGAUAGCCCUAGAUUUAAUUCCAACCCUAAAUUAUACUUGCAAAAUGGUAAUUCUGAUUAUACUGGAGAUGGGUGUGUUGUAAAAGAAGAAUUGGGUGUCAAGAAAUGUAAAGUUUUGAGCUUUUCUGAUACUUGUUUUACUGAUGAUGGAAAAAAUUGCAGCUAUAUACAUAAUGCUAGUACUUGUAGCUUUGACCAUGUCCAUGAGUUUGAAGAGUCAGAUAAUGAAGAUUUAGACUGUACUGAUGAUGAUUUUAAGGUUUUGGAUUCAUUUGGGAAAACUCAAAAACAAGUCAACGGGGCAGAAAACGGUGGCAUUUCUGGAAGAAUUGAAGAGGAAAUGGGACAUCAUUUGGUUAAGGAAACAUGUAGAUUGAUUGAACAUCGCUCAGCUUGGAAUCCACAGCUUGAAAUAGAAUUGAGGCGUUUACUAAGAAGUAUGAAGCCUCACCAAGUUUGUGCUGCAUUAACGUCUCAAUCUGAUGAAAGGAUUGCUUUGAAAUUCUUUUAUUGGGCAGACCAGCAGUGGCGCUACCGACAUGACCCUAUCGUUUACUAUGUCAUGCUUCAACUUCUCAGCAGGACAAAGUUGUGCCAGGGAGCUAAGCGCAUUCUUAAACUGAUGGCACGAAGAAGAAUUCCACGGAGACCUGAAGAUUUUGGUUGUGUAAUGGUUGCUUUUAGUCGAGCUGGACAUUUAAGGAAAGCAAUGCAGAUCCUGAAUGUGAUGCAAAGAGCAGGAAUUGAGCCUGAUUUGUCUAUAUGCAACACUGCAAUUUAUGUUUUGGUGAAGGGUGAUAACAUUGAGAAAGCAUUGAGCUUUCUGGAGCGGAUGCAACUAGUUGGGAUAACACCAAAUGUUGUUACAUACAAUUGCUUAAUCAAAGGUUAUUGUGAUGUGCAUCGCGUUGAAGAUGCAUUGGAGUUGAUUGCUGAAAUGCCUUAUAAGGGCUGUUACCCAGAUAAAGUUAGUUAUUAUACUUUGAUUGCAUUCUUUUGCACGAAGAAACAAACUGAAGAAGUGAGGGAGUUGGUGGAGAAAAUGGCUAAAGAUAGUAACUUAUUGCCUGAUCAGGUUACUUAUAACACUAUUAUACAUAUGCUUUCAAAGCAUGGCCAUGCUGAUGAAGCCUUAGGAUUCUUAAGGGAAGCUGAAGAAAGAGGAUUCCGAGUGGAUAAAGUGGGGUAUAGUGCUGUAGUGAACUCCUUCUGUAAAGAAGGAAGUUUAGAUAAGGCAAAGGAACUGGUCAAUGAAAUGAUUGCCAAAGGAUGUCCUCCUGAUGUGGUUACUUACACUGCAGUUCUGAAUGGGUUUUGCCUUGCAGGAAGAAUUGAUCAAGCAAAAAAGUUACUUCAACAUAUGUACAAAUAUGGUUGCAAGCCAAAUACUGUAACAUACACUGCCCUGUUAAACGGGCUUUGCCAGAGUGGAAGGUCUGCCGAGGCACAGGAGAUUAUGAACACGUGUGAAGAAUGGUGGUGGAGACCAAAUGCUAUUACAUUUGGUGUGGUAAUGCAUGGUUAUCGUAGGGAAGGAAAACUGUCUGAAGCCUGUGAGGUGGGUAGGGAAAUGAUUGGAAAAGGCUUUUUGCUUUCUCCCGUUGAAAUUAACCUGAUCAUUAAAUCUCUUUGCCAAGAGGGCAGAGCAGAUGAAGCAAAGAGUUUUAUGGUAGAAUGUCUGAAGAAAGGAUGUGCUGUUAAUGUGGUGAAUUUCACCACUGUAAUUCAUGGUUUCUGUCUAAAGAAGGAGUUGGAUGCUGCUCUCUCUGUCCUUGAUGACAUGUAUUUAAUCAAUAAACACCCUGAUGUUGUCACAUAUACAACGUUAAUAGAUGGAUUAGGAAAACAAGGAAGGAUAGAAGAGGCUAUUGGGCUGUCCAAUAAAAUGCUUCAUAGAGGGGUGCUUCCCACUGCUGUGACAUAUCGUACAGUCAUCCAUCGAUUUUGUCAGCAACAUAGGGUGGAUGAUCUGUUGGUAUUACUGGAAAAGAUGCUUUCAAGAGAGGGGUGCAAGACUGCCUAUAAUCAGGUUAUUGAAAAACUUUGUGGUUUAGGAUAUACUGAUGAGGCUUAUAAGCUAUUGGGAAAGGUCCUCAGGACAGCUUCAAGAGUUGAUUCAAAUACCUGCCACAUUCUUAUAGAGAGCUAUUUAAAGGAAGGGAAUCCUCUUUCAUCAUAUAAGGUGGUGUGUCGAAUGUUCAACCGGAACCUUAUUCCUGACUUAAAGGUCUGUGACAAGGUGAGGGAUAGAUUGAUGCAAGAUGGCAGAGUAGAAGAGGCUGACAAGCUCAUGUUGCGCUUUGUCGAGCGUGGCCAUAAGUUGCCUCAGCUUCAGAGGACUUGAAUUUUGAAUACUAAAGAGGAGAUCAUUGUGUGUUCUUAGGACAUAUUACUGUUCUGACAAGGCUACAAUAGGAAAGUAUAGACAUCAAAAGCCAAAUGAUUCAGUAGCUCAUUAUAUUUCAGAAAGAAGUCACUCUCUGAAGCAUAACAAGAUUUUUGAAAUGCUGGUGGUUUCUGGGAUCAGAGUGCUGAUAUGGACCAAGUCUUGGACACGUCCCCAUUAAUGUCUCUCUGGUUUGCAAACUUAAUUCUUAUUCAAUUUGAAGGAUAAAGAUAACAGCUCUAAACAACUCUGCUUGUCACCUUCGGUUGAAAAAAAUGAUGAAUUUUUAAUAGUUUCAUCUCAUCAAGGUUGUUUGCUGGUGUGGAUGACAUUCCUUGCAUGUUUCAAGGCCACAUCGAGAAUUUAGUACAUCUUAAGCAACAGUAUGGGUUAAACAAGACUGCAAAUGAAGUGAUCAUUCUUAUUGAGGCUUACAGGACUUUGAGGGAUAGAGGUCCUUAUCCUCCAGAUCAGGCUGUGGAAGAUAUUCAUGGAAAGUUUGUGUUCGUUCUUUAUGAUAGUGCUUCGAGGAGUACCUUUUUAGCUGAAGUUUCCUUUGUACACGAGUUUUCUACAAAUCAAAAUAGAAAAUGGAAGGCUUGUUAUUCAACAGUAUAACAUGACUUAUAUACUCGUGUCAACCAAGGUUUAUGUGGAUCUAUUCAAAUUUUUAACGAAGUUGAUUGGAAAAAUCCGGACUUCUCUACAGAGAAUUAUAAUUUCGAUAUGAUAGUGGGUUGCCCGGGAUUCGAACCCGGAACUAGUCGAAUGGAGUAGAUAAGUUCCUUGUUAAAUAAAAUAAAUGUUAAUCUGAAAUUAAAUAAACAAGUAAAGAUCCCUCCCCAAGCCGUGCUUGCACUUUCCGUUGCACACGGCUUUCCCUAUGUAUACAUCAGUUCCUUUCUUAUAGAAAUUAUAUCACAUUAUCUUGAUCUUGACUUAUCUUUGAUAUUCUCGGUCUUGGAUUAAAUGUAUGAGUUUUGGUGUUAUAGGAUGUUGAUGGCAGUGUGCCCUUCUUCUGGGGUACCGAUUCUGAAGGCCACCUAGUUCUCUCGGAUGAUGCUGACAUUGUGAAGCAUGGCUGUGGGAAAUCCUUUGCACCAUUUCCCAAAGAUCUUUUACAGAAUUCCUAAUGUCAUAUUGUCUUGGUUGCGGUGGUUUUUGACAUCUUUUGGUGGUUUGAGGACAAAACAUGAAUGCAGACACCUACAGAUGUGCUAUGGAGUCGUAUCUUUUGGAUGUGUUGUGUAAUUAUGGCUCGAGCUCUCCAAAAAUAUUGAGAGCUUCUUUGGGUGCACAGCAGAACUCUUUCAUCUGUUCAUGAUGCCAUAUUGGAGGACUUGGUUGUUCCAGCAGUGAUUGUUGGGAAGCGUACUAAGUAUCACAUUGGCCCCAAGGAACCAAGUAUAAGUUGGAGACCUUUUCAACAGUUAACAGAAAGCUUUCAGGCAAAGGUGUAGUGUUCGAGUACCCCAUCAUUUAUGACCUCAUCUAUAUGACGUGAGCGGUUUCUCCUUUGUAAUUUUGGCACUACCAUUUUGUUUUACUAUGAUGUGAAAUUCCUAUCAUUUUUAAGUUAAAACCAUUUCUCUAUGUCAUACAUUUUGAGUUUGUUUAUUGAAACUUGGUCAAAACAAAAAACAAGAAUAUCUGUGAAUUUUUUAGCA